CAAGUUUUCGACAUUUUCGUUCCUUCACAUUCAGAGUUAUUUGUUGUAAACGCCGCUGAUUCGGUUAAUACUGAUAUAAUUCUGCUGAUGGAUAUACACAAUGAAUAAUUAUAGUGUCUUACGUAAACGCGCGGAUGUUAUGACAUUGGUUUCCUCGCAAAUAUCUGGCAACAAGCGAACGCAUUCUGCUCUGAAGUCCGAGUUCAUCGACAGUGAACGGUCUCAGUGUUGAAGGCAAGUGAGGAAAAAUGCUGCGCGCUGUUUUCUCCAGAACUUUUCCUCAAGUUUUCCGUAUUUCAGCAUGUCAGCAUUCAACGAUUCCUGCACCGAGCGUUCACCCAGACGUUCACUAUAACAAGAUUUUCAUCAACAAUGAAUGGCACGAUGCAGUAAGCAAGAAAACUUUUCCAACCAUCAAUCCUGCUACUGGUGAGGUUAUCUGCCACGUCGCAGAGGGCGGUAAGUCGGAUGUGGAAAAAGCUGUCAAAGCUGCCAAAGAUGCCUUCAAGCUUGGGUCUCCCUGGCGGCGUAUGGAUGCGUCCCAUCGUGGGCUUCUCUUGAGCCGAUUAGCAGACUGCAUAGAGAGAGACGCUGCCUAUUUAGCUGUGAGUCACUCAAACAAUCUUUGUCAGAACUUUGUUUUUUCUGUUGGGUGUUGGUUGGUCUGUAGGUAUUAUGCUGGCUGGGCAGACAAAUGGGAGGGGAAGACCAUUCCCAUUGAUGGUGAUUACUUCUGCUACACCAGGCAUGAGCCCAUUGGAGUGUGUGGCCAAAUUAUCCCUUGGAACUUCCCACUGUUGAUGCAGGCCUGGAAACUCGGUCCUGCUCUGGCCACAGGAAACACAGUGGUGAUGAAGGUGGCAGAACAGACGCCUCUCACUGCACUCUAUGUUGCCAGUCUGAUCAAAGAGGUGGGUUUCCCUGCUGGUGUCGUCAACAUUGUCCCAGGAAUGGGUCCCACAGCAGGGGCAGCCAUCGCAUCUCACAUGGAUGUGGACAAAGUAGCGUUCACUGGCUCCACUGAGGUGGGUCACCUCAUCAUGAAAGCCUCAAGUACCAGCAAUCUGAAGAAGGUCACACUGGAGCUGGGAGGAAAGAGUCCAAACAUCGUUCUAUCAGAUGCUAAUAUGGAGGAGGCAGUGGAGCAGUCCCAUUUUGCCCUGUUCUUCAACCAAGGCCAGUGCUGUUGUGCAGGAUCUCGCACGUAUGUACAGGAGAGCAUCUAUGAUGAGUUUGUUGAGCGAAGCGUAGCGAGAGCUAAGAAGAGGAUUGUAGGAGAUCCCUUUAACUUAGACACGGAGCAGGGCCCCCAGGUGGAUGAGGAACAGUUCCAGAAGAUUCUUGGCUACAUCAGCAGUGGGAAGCGUGAGGGCGCUAAGCUCAUGUGCGGCGGCGGACCGGCAGCUGACCGCGGCUACUUCAUCCAGCCUACUAUCUUCGGCGAUGUUAAAGAUGACAUGACAAUUGCUCGGGAGGAGAUCUUUGGACCUGUGAUGCAAAUUCUGAAGUUUAAAUCUUUAGAGGAAGUGAUUGAGAGAGCCAAUGACAGCAAAUACGGCCUUGCAGCUGCUGUUUUUACCAAAAACAUUGAUAAGGCCCAUUACAUAUCCCACGGCCUGCGCGCUGGCACUGUGUGGAUUAACUGUUAUGACGUGUUCGGAGUUCAGGCUCCAUUUGGAGGAUACAAGGCCUCAGGAAUUGGUCGUGAGUUAGGAGAGUACGGACUGGACAACUACACAGAGGUCAAAACGGUUACAAUUAAGGUCCCUCAGAAAAAUUCGUAAAUGGAUGAAUUAAUUUAAGGAAGCCAUUUCCUAAUUAUAAGAGCCAUGCCAGCCAUUAUUAAAAUGUACUAUGAUUACUAUGAAUCUCAUGCAUUAGCAUAAUUAAUGUGUUGAUUUCUACUGAAAAAUAAUAAGCGUUUAGUAUAAAUUUUGUUUUGGCAGUGAUGAUUAGUUAGUCACGUACUGUAUAGUUGAUUUUACAAAAGAUAUUGCUUGAUUAUCCACCACCAGACAAAAGGAGGGAAAAUGUGUAUUGGGCUGACUUCAUUCUGUUUAAUUCAAGCAUUAUAUAGACCGCAUAAUCACUACAAUUAUUUGCAUGCAUGUGCUGAUUUGUGAAAUGAAUGCUUCAGAUUUUUGGUUUUA
Sinocyclocheilus grahami is the source of this 2150-nucleotide messenger RNA. Its product is annotated as aldehyde dehydrogenase 2 family member. The coding region runs from base 249 to 1784 and encodes 511 amino acids. Lineage: Eukaryota; Metazoa; Chordata; Actinopteri; Cypriniformes; Cyprinidae. Gene Ontology annotation, molecular function: oxidoreductase activity, acting on the aldehyde or oxo group of donors, NAD or NADP as acceptor. The record is from RefSeq and is a predicted model, not a curated record. The transcript is spliced from 12 exons.